Fonticula alba is the source of this 4463-nucleotide messenger RNA. RefSeq lists its product as hypothetical. Gene Ontology annotation, molecular function: guanyl-nucleotide exchange factor activity. The transcript has 6 exons. NCBI's taxonomy places the organism in Eukaryota, Rotosphaerida, Fonticulaceae. Bases 1 to 3966 code for a protein of 1321 amino acids. Gene Ontology annotation, cellular component: recycling endosome. The record is from RefSeq and is a predicted model, not a curated record.
AUGCUCUUCGCUACCGAGGAGCUGGCGCUCCCCCGCACCAGCACCGACAGCCCGGUCUUCAACGAGGCGGACUUGGUGGCGGCGACGGCGGUAGCCGGGGCGAGCAGCCCGACAGUGAUUGAUGGCGGUGGCGGCGGUGACGGCAACGGCGGUGGCGGCGACGGCGGCGGCGGCGGCGGCCGCGGUGGCGGCAACGGCGGUGGCGAUGACGGCGGCCCGGCGCCGCCCUCCUCGCCGCAGGCGGCCGACACCCUGCCGCCCUCUUCGCUGCUGAAAGCACCCCACACGCCGGGGCCCGGCCGAUCGCCGCCCGGCGGCCCGGCCGGCACGCCCACCCAGCCCGGCGUGACGUCCCCCGCGGCGGCCAGCUUCCCCCCGCUGGACAUCCUGCUGGCCGGCCAGCGGUGGCUCCACUGCAUUGUGGUGGUCACCUUCGACCUGGAGCUCGGCCAGUCCAUCGAGGCCAUCUACCCGCCGGUGCAUCUGUCCGAGCGAGAAAUGCUCAACAUCUGCUUCAACGCCUUUCCCGACUCGAACUCCGUGUCGGCCGAGGCCGACAUCGAGUUCACCUUCCGCAUGCGCCACGACUCGUGGUUUCGGCCGGUCCGGCACCCGAGCGUGGCCGCGGAGCCGCCCCCGGAGGACCCUGGGCCUGACGGCGGCCCCGGCCCCGGCCCCUCGGCCCCCGGGGCGGCCCCCGCCACCUCCCCCACCGAGGCCGGCCCCCCGCCCGGCAUCCCGGUCUCCGACUCGGAGAUGCCGCACAUCCUGACGGUCGUGGUGCCGACGGCCCCGGGGCCGGAUGCCGGCCCGGGCCCCGGGCCCGGGUCCCUGGCCUCCCGGCCUCUCAGCGCCCCGGCCUCCACCGCUCGGCACCCGGGCCCGGGGGACGGCAUGGCGGGCGUCCUGCCGGGCGCCUCGGCCCCUCGGCCCCCGGGGCCCGGGUCCAUCCAUGCCCCCUCGCUGCAUGGGGCGGUGCUCUUCCGCCAGCGCAAGGACGCUCGUCGCCGGCGUGGCUACCUGCAAAAGUCCAUCGUCGUGCUGGCCCGCACGCCGGGGCAUCUGGGCCUCAUGCGCCUGCUGGCCCGCAUGGUGGCCACCGUCUACCUGCAGGUCAACUCCGACGAGCAUGACCAGCGCAUCCUCCAGUCCGGCGUCCACCCGGCCGACGCGGCCCGGCUCCUCCCGGCCCCGGACCUGACCGCCGGCGGCACUGGCGUCCUUGAGACCGCCUGGUGGGCCAUUGCCCGGUGGCCCCCCCCUUCGGCCGCCUUUUGCCGCGGCAAGUCCCUCAUCAGUCAGCAUGGCGUGCGCCAGCCCGUGUCCCUGGAGUUGCCCUUCUUCGGGUCGCUCAUCCACUACCGGCCCCCUUGGUACUCGGCCGACGGCCUGCCCGGGGAGAUGCCCCUCUCCUAUGCGGAGUUCGUGUCCUCUCACGACGCGUCCGACCACCAUGUGACCGACUAUACGGACAUCGUCCAGGCUGCCUCGGUGGCCGCCCUGGCCGCCGGCAAGCUUGGCGCUCGCGACACGCGGGCCUUCAGCGCCGGCCCGCAGGAGGCCAAGAUCCGUCUGGAGUCCGCCCAAGUAUACUCCCUGCGCGACUACCAUGCCAGCUUGGCCCUCUACCUUGCCCGACAUCGGCGGCCGCUGGCCAGCAAGUCCUCCUCGCCAUGGUGGGACCCUCUGUCGCUGUCGUCCUCCUCCUCGCUGUCGUCCAGCACGACCGCCUCUUCCGGCGCCCCGUCCACCGUUGCCUCGACCAGCGGAUCCUUCUCGACCUUGUCGCUGGCCGGCGGCACGGCCGGCGCCCCGGCGGCAGCCGGCGAGCCCGCGGUCACAGUGACCGCGGCGCCGGCCGCCUCGGCCACCGCCGCCAGCACCGCGGCCCUUUCUUCCUUCCGCAUGAGCAGCCACUCCGCCGGGGGCCUGGCCGAAGGGCUGGAGCCGCCCGCCGGGCCGAUGCCGGUUGAUUUGCUGGCCUCGCUGGCUUCCAAGGCUGGGUCCGGGGCCGGCGGCCAGCCGGGCCCCCCCGUCGGCCAGCCGGCCGCCCUCCCGCCGGCGCCCUCGCCCCUGUCCUUGUCGAUGGCCACGCCGCCGGCCCCGCCGGUGCCGGAUCUGGCCUUCUCCCAUGCCCUGCCCGUGGGCGACCUCUACCUCCUGUGGCAGCUGGUCCUGACGGCCGAGCCGUUGGUCGUGUGCGGCGCCGACCCGACAGCCGUGUCGGCCGUCGUCCGUGGCAUGGUCGGCCUCAUCGGCGAGGAGCUCGGGGCCUCGGGCGACUCGACGUGCGACUGCUUUGCCUGCUUGCGCGGGACGCCGGAGCAGCCACGUCGCGCCGGGGCGCCCGGGCCCGGCCCCGGCGGCCCGAGUGCCCCGCCGCUUGCCUACAUCGGCGACUACCGGCCCUACUUCACGCUGCAUGAUUCGGCCUUCGCCGGGCUGGUACCACCGCCGGGGACCGGCUCCCCGGUGGCGGUGCCCACAUCCGGGUCCCGGCCCGGCGCGAAGGCCCUCAUGCCCGACCCCUGGUCCUUCAGCAUGGGCCCCCUUGACAGCUGGACCCUGUGUGUGCGAUCCGACGAGUGGUGGUCCAGCUGGCCGGAGUCGGCCCCCGGGCUGGCGAACCCCGGGUCCGAGGUGGAGAUCCAGGCCCUGGCGGCCGCCCUGCUGGGUGGCGGCGGCGGCGGCGGCGGCGGCGGCGGCGGCGACAUGGGCCCCGGCUCGGCCGCCUCCUCGCCCGGGCCGGCGGCGUCGGCCUCCUCCCCGGCGUUGGCUGUCGCCGGGGCGCCUGCCUCGCCCGGGGCCUCCUCGUCGCCCUCCAUGCCGCUGGAGGGCGGUCGAAUGGGCCCCGGCCCGGCGGGCGCCUCCUCUCGGGGGUCCGUGGCGGCGGCGCUGUCGAUCUUGCGCCCGGGCAGCCCGAGCCGGCCGCCGGCCGUCUGGGCGGUCGGCGUGGCCCCGGCCCCGGGGCUGACCAUCCCCGGCCUCCCGCGCAAUGGGCUCCCCGUGUCGUUGCCGAUUCUCUGUUCGUAUGCCGGGCCCGGCGGCACGGCUGCCGGCGGUCCGGCCGGGCCCAUUGCCGGGGAUCCGAUGUCGGGGCUGGCCUCGGCCGGGCCGGGCGCCGGGCCCGGCGCUCCUGCCUCGGGCACUUCGCACCUGGUGCCGGCCCUGGCCGGGCCCGGGUGCUCGGCCAGCGCCACGGCCGUCCUCGGCCGGGCCGGCCUCAUCCUCGGCAUCACCAAUGCCCACUUCAAGCUGAUGUCCCUGAGCCAGCCGGGCGGGGCCACCCGCUGGCCGCAUGUUCUGCAUUUGCCCAAGGGGGCCACCGGGCCGCACUUCGACCCGGGCCUCUGCGGCGCCGAGCCCUUCGCCUUCACGGCCUCCUCCGGCGGGGCGCUGGCCGGGCCCGGCACCGGGGGCGUCUUGGGUGCCGGGGGCCCGGGCGGCCCGGGCCCCGCCGGGGCCCCAGCCACCCCGCUGGCACCUGGCCCCGGGCCCGGGCCAAGCACCGCCGGCAGUCCGCCCAAGCUGACCACCACCGCCCGGCGCUAUGUCAGCCGGUGUCCCUUCCUCACGCGGGCGGUGACCGAUCCCACGGUGUCCGACGCGCACCUGGACAAGCUCAUUCGGUCGCACUUCCACCGGCUGACGCGGCUGUUCCUCCGGGCCAUCGACCGCUAUGUGGCACUUCUGGCCCCCCCGGCCGGCAGCUCCGCGCCAUAUCGGCCCUGUCCUCGGCCGCGGCCCUUCGAUCGAAAGGCCUUCAUGACGGCCGUGCGCGACCUCGGUGCGUCUGCCCCGGGGCCUCCCCGGCCGGCCUUGUUGUUUUUCUUUUCCCUCCCUGUGAAGGCAAGCUCACCUCCUUCCCCUCGGAGAGGGGGGGACGAUACUUGGCGGCCAUGGCAGCCAUCGAGUUCCACCCCCUAUCCAAGACCGGCUGGCGUGCCCUUUAUGCCUCGUUCCUGACCACCGCGCAUGGGAUGGCCUGGCUGCGGGCCCGGUGGCGUGCCCUGGCCUGGAGUGUGCGCCUCCGCUGGUUGGAAAGCCUUGUGGCGUGGUCGACAGAUCGCGGCUCGGAGGGCUUCGAGUCAUGGCUUGCCGACCCGCUGACCUUCGUCAAGACCCCCGGGCCCGGGGGCUCGAGCCCGGAUAUCGAGCGCAUGGCCCUGCUCCUGCGCCUGGAGGCGGUCCUCAACCAUCCCCCCUCGCGGGCGGCCAUCGGCCCUGAGGGCGCCCGGACCGUGGACAAUCUGUGCGACCGGAUCCGCCUGCGCCUUAACAGCAGCAUGGGCCGCCUUUAGCGACUCCCGACCGGCGGGGCCCGGGGAAUGCUCCCUCCCCUCGCCCUUGUCUUUCCCACAUUCUUCCCUCAUGGGCGUCUUUCUUGUGUUACUUUCCUCCUCCUCCCCUGCCACCUCCCGGCGCCCCAUAGCCGCAUAACCAUAGACUUCCCGUUUGGCUCC